This is a messenger RNA of Erinaceus europaeus (western European hedgehog), 3024 nucleotides long. RefSeq names its product malate dehydrogenase 1B (gene MDH1B). Gene Ontology annotation, biological process: tricarboxylic acid cycle; oxaloacetate metabolic process; malate metabolic process. NCBI's taxonomy places the organism in Eukaryota, Metazoa, Chordata, Mammalia, Eulipotyphla, Erinaceidae. Gene Ontology annotation, molecular function: L-malate dehydrogenase (NAD+) activity. Bases 68 to 1627 code for a protein of 519 amino acids. The record is from RefSeq and is a predicted model, not a curated record. The transcript has 12 exons.
CCUUAGGCGAGUUGGUUGCCAGGCAACCGCGGAGUUGCGAUUCUUGCUCCUGGCUGCGGUCUGGGUUAUGGCUAAAUUCGUGCUCGCGGGUAGAGCCGAUUGCCCAUAUUAUGCUAAAGCAGAACUUCUGGCAGACUAUUUGCACAAGAAUCUUCCUGAAUUUCAGAUACAUAAAAUUACACAGCAUCCUCAUGUUUGGGAGGACUGGCUGAAAGACUUAUGUGAGAAGAAUAACUGGAGACACCAGAAUUCCCCUAUCAUCUGGAGAGAGCUGUUGGAUCGUGGAGGCAAGGGUUUGCUGUUGGGAGGGUAUAAUGAGUUCCUAGAGCACGCCCAGCUUUACUACGGUGUCACCUCUAGCAUGACCACUGAGCUGAUGAAGACAAUUGCCGGAGAGAACCUGAAGGCACAUUCGAAAAAAGAGCAGGAGACAGAAGUUCUGAAAAGUUUUGUCAGCCCCUUGAAUGUCUGGAUUACAAGUGCGUCGGGUCCAACCUGCCACCACUUAAUUCCCAUCCUGGCCAGUGGUGAAGUGUUUGGCCCGCACACGGAAAUCAGUAUCACUCUCUUCGACAACAAGAAGACUGAAUACAUCCUCAACAUCAUGGCCAAGCACACUGGGGAGCUGGUAUUUCCGCUCCUGCAGAGUGUGUCAGUCUGCACCCGGGUGGAGGACGCCUUUGACCAGGCCGAUGUGAUCAUCGUUCUGGACGAGUCCCUGGAUAAGGAUGUGAGCCAGUUAGAGGAUUGCAUUCGAAGCAGGGUUCCCCUGUGCAGGCUCUACGGGUACCUGAUAGAGAAAAAAGCACAUGAGUCGGUCAAAGUGCUGGUGGCAGGGAAAUCCUUUGUGAAUCUGAAGACUGCCUUGCUCACAAAGUACGCCCCGGCCUUCUCUCGCAAUAUCGUCGCCGUGGCUCUGGGAGUAGAAGGCCAGGCCAAAGCCAUGCUGGCCCGAAAACUCAAAACCUCACCUGCCUCCAUAAAAAAUGUGAUAAUUUGGGGUAACAUUAGUGGAACUAACCAUGUUGACCUGAGAAAAACCAACAUUUACAGAUACGACAGCGCUAUCUGGGGGCCUCCUCACUACUCGCGCCCCAUUUUAAGCUUGAUUUUUGAUAGUGAAUGGAUAAACAAAGAAUUUGUGGCAGCUUUUAGAAAGCUGACCACCACAGGAAAACAAUUUGGAGGCAUCUUAUCUGCACACAGUAUAACUACAACAUUGAAAUAUUGGUAUCAUGGUUCACCACCUGGAGAGAUUGUGUCUUUAGGAGUACUGAGUGAAGGUCAGUUUGACAUUCCUGAAGGAAUUGUCUUUUCCAUGCCUGUGAAAUUUGAGAAUGGAACUUGGGUGGCUCUUACAGAUAUUAAAAAUAUUAAAUUGAAUAAAAAAUUAAUGACCAACAUGACAACGGAUCUAAUUCAGGAAAUAAAUAUUGCACAAGGAGAUGUGAUGUAUUUUGAGACUUAUCAAUCAGAAAUAGAUUUAAUAGAAAGAUAUGAAGUACUUUCUACAAAUGAUGACCAACAAUAUGACAGUGCCUCAGAUGACUAUAAAGAUAACUACAAUUAUGAUCUAGUACAAGGUGAAGAAAAAUAUUUUACUGCUUCAGGUGACUUUGAAGAUUAAAAUGUGCAAUGGUAACAGAUUAAACUAUACCAACUAUAAUAUUAUUUGGCUGUGUAAAAAAUGUAGAAAUGCUAUCUAUCUCUAUUUAUGGAAUAAUAACUUGAAAAUUUUACUUAAAUCUUAGAUAAUAAGCUAAGCAAUUAAAUAGCAAUGAUAACAUUUAUACACAAAAGCUAGAGAUCAGUUAUUUUAUUUCUAUGCUUGUCUAUUAGUAGUUUCUUGUGUGUGUGUAUAUUAGUAGUUUUUUUUUUUCUGUUAGUACCGGGGGGCACUCAGUGAUACAAGGACCCAGCUUCAAGCCCCUUCUCCCCUCACUCCCUGCAGCAGGGAUGCUUCACAAGUGGUGAAGCAGGUCUGCAGGUGUCUACCUUUCUCUCUAUCUCUCUGUUUUCCUCUCCCUUCUCAAUCUCUGCCUUAUGGAAUUAAAAAAUUUAAAAAAGGAAUAAAUUGCCUCCGGGAGUGGUAAUUCGUAGUGCUGGCACUGUGCCCCAAGUGAUAAAUAACCCAGGAGGAAAAAAAAUUGGUACCAAUUGCUUUUUUUUUUUUUUUUGUAAGUACAUUAAAAUCGUACCAUUAGCCACAGAGUCAUUUCUGUAUAUCUUCCUGGGAGAGCAUGUGUCCUCUUGAAGGUUAUAACAGACAUGGACUAGAUGGCCAUACUUUCUCUGAUGUCCUUCCUAGCUUGACUUCAGCCACCUUCACCAGAACAGAUACAUCUAACUCAAAGAGAAUCAGUCAUAUGUUCCUCACCCUCUCAGAAAAAUGUGAACUAAAAAAAAUGGAUGAGUAGGUUGAUAUCCGAGUGAAGACAAUGACAGUGAACUAGAGAAAACCACAGAGGUCUACGUGUGAGAUCUUCAGAGCUAGCCAGGUCUACUGUCUUUAUAAGACCUGACCAUGCAUUAUUCUUGUUUGUUUGUAUUCUCUUUGUAUGAGCAACUUAAUAAGAAAAAAAAUGCUUGUAUUAAAAAACCUUGUAUUAAAUUUAUUUUUGUCUCCUAACACUAGAUAUAUCCUGAAUCAAAAGAAUGUUUAAAGAAAAGCAUAUUUUAGUACAUAAUUCCAAGACUUAAGUAAAAAUCUAGUCUUUCAUUAGAGCAGUAGUAAAAUCACAUCAAUAUGCUCACUUAUUUCCAGGCAAGUAGGAUCCUUUACAAAUGCCUGUUGAGAACUGUUAAAAAGCGCGGGAGUCAGGGCUGGGUGGUGGCACACGUGAUUGAGCCCACAUGUUACUAUGAGCAAGGACCCGGGUUCAAGCCUCCAGCCCCCACCUGCAGUGGGAGGCUUCUCAAGUUGUGAAAUCCUGCUGCAAAUGUCUCUUUCUGUCUCUCCCUUCCUUCUCAUUUUUUCUCUAUUUCUAUCCAAAUAAAUAAAUAAAAUAUUUUUAAAGCCCUGGA